Homarus americanus (American lobster) is the source of this 1062-nucleotide messenger RNA. RefSeq lists its product as uncharacterized. Gene Ontology annotation, cellular component: nucleoplasm. Gene Ontology annotation, molecular function: RNA binding. Lineage: Eukaryota; Metazoa; Arthropoda; Malacostraca; Decapoda; Nephropidae. The record is from RefSeq and is a predicted model, not a curated record. The coding region runs from base 7 to 1062 and encodes 351 amino acids. The transcript has a single exon. Gene Ontology annotation, biological process: regulation of gene expression.
UCCUCGAUGGACUGUGAUGCUGAAGCCUCACACACCACAAGUACAAUAGCAGAAGGGGCCCUUGUUCCUGAGGACGUGUACAAUAGCAUAAUGAAGUACAAUCGUGUUGUUUUUACCAAUGUACCUUUUAACGCGUCUAUGCCCCUAAUAAAACUUCACGUGGAGAAAAGUGGACGCAUUUUCAGGCUGGAAAGAGAAGCAGAUCAGGUAUGGGUAACGUAUCUUGAACGAAAGGGAGCCGAGAAGGCAUUUAAAUCUCGGCAAAUUUUUUUGGGCCAACGGCUGUCCGUGUUCCGGCCAAAGAGAAGUACCUGUUCGCUCUACCUUGGUGGACUAGAUGACAACACUACUCAGGACGACAUAUUAAAGGUAAUUUCUGAAUUUGGUAUGGUGGUAAAAUUCAAUCGCCCCAACCGCCCCGGCAGCUAUUACUGCAGCCCGGCUAAUUUCUGUUUUGUUGAAGUCGACGACGGAGUGGCACGAGUUAUCCUGCAGAAAAAACGUAUUGAAAUAAAUAAUACGAUAGUGAAGGUUGAAUUGUCCUGUAGGGAGCAGUCUAAUAAGCCAGCUUCAGGGCCCGCCAUUGAAGACAGUGGAAGUUAUAAGGUGCUCUUGGGACACUUACCUAAAGAAGCCUUGCAUUGCCACGUUAGAACAUAUUUCUCUCAGUUUGGAGGAUUGAAAAAAACAUAUAUAAAAGGUAGGAAUGGAUUUUUGAUUUUUGAUUCUAAGGAGUCUGUACAGAAUGUCCUCUCCUCGACUCACACACUAUUUGGGCAGCAGGUAACACCAUAUUUAGAAAAUGCACGAGAGAAGGAACGACUCUUCUUCCACGGCCUAAAUCCCGAAAUCACCGAUGAAAUGAUUUCUCAGGAAAUAAGCCACUGGGGCACCGUGCUAGAGUUGGUUCGUCCAAAAGACAAGCACACAAACAAUCUUGCCAACUACUGCUUCGUUACUUAUGAGGAGUACGAAGUAACACAGGAGUUGUUGAAACGUGGCCACUUCUAUAUUUGCCACAAAAAAAUUCGCGUGAAACUUGCUGAAAAACCCCGCCGUUAG